Messenger RNA from Thelazia callipaeda (thelaziosis nematode), 489 nucleotides. The record is from the annotation of a GenBank genome assembly. NCBI's taxonomy places the organism in Eukaryota, Metazoa, Nematoda, Chromadorea, Rhabditida, Thelaziidae.
AUGGUAUGCGUUUGUGGUUCAAUUUUUUGCUAUAUAUGUGGUAGAAAGUGGGCUAGUGAGGAUCAUAGUCUCUGCACUGCUAAUAAUUUUGAGGAACCAGAGUUCUUCGAUAUUCCUAACAAAUUGUUUGCGGGAAUAUCAUUGAAAAUAUUCAUUAAGUGCAGAAAGUAUCGGAAAGAUCGUGAAAGAAAUAAACUUCGGCAUUUGUGCAUGAUACUGAAACGACGUUUUCCUGAGAAUAUCUUACAAAACGAAUGUGUUGUUUCACUAUUCGAAAUGAUCGAACUUCUGCGACGAAAUGCUAGGCGUUCCAAGCAGCAUUGUAUAGCUUACUUAAUGGCAGCUGGGAAAUUGCGACAGCGUGUUGGCCCAGUAGAGUUUAGUCUUUAUCGUUUGCACGACGCUAUGCGAUCUUCAAAGUCAAGUGUUGAUGAAAUCAUAAAUUCACAAAACAUUCUGCUUUGGUAUCUUAAUGAUGCGUAUAGCUGA